UGCAUCGCCAUGAACUUGUCAUUGCCGCUGGGCGCGUAUAUAAGCAUGACAGAAGCAUCGAUCCUAACUUGGCAGAAGCAUCGAUCCUAACUUGUCAUUGAGAUCUACAAUCCCAGAAAGUGUACAUUUUACAGGGCUCGUUUUAGCACAUACCAACAAGGAAGAAUGGAGUCAUCACACAAGCUUUUCUCAGCCGUUGCCAUCCUCCUCCUCCUCGUUGUCGCCACCGAGGUGGCGCCAGCGCAGGCGCGAGAGUGUGAGGUAGAGAGCGAGCGGUUCAACGGGCUGUGCUUCGUUUCCGCAAACUGCGCCGGUGUGUGCGGUGCGGAGGGGUUCACCGGCGGCAAGUGCUCUGGCUUGAAGAGGAGCUGCAUGUGCACCAAGCAGUGCUAGACAAUAUCACGAUAUACAUACUUGCGUGGAUGGAUGGCGACAAUUAUGCACCCAUUCUUUGCAUGGUUUGAAUUAUCUUUCUCGUACAUCUGAUAAAAUUACAGGUUCUCUGUGACGUUUUCCUUGAGUUCGAAUGAAGGAAAAUGUUUUGUUUCUUUAAGCAACGAAAAUCUGUGGCCCAUGAGAGUGUUCAUGGGAUCACAUGUAUCUCCCAUUUUUUAAUGCUUUUGUAUCUUUCUCUUGUUUAUUAUAUAUAUAGAAGUUGCUGGGACUAGCAGUUUGA
Hordeum vulgare subsp. vulgare (domesticated barley) is the source of this 676-nucleotide messenger RNA. Its product is annotated as defensin Tk-AMP-D1.1-like. The coding region runs from base 166 to 393 and encodes 75 amino acids. The transcript is spliced from 2 exons. The record is from RefSeq and is a predicted model, not a curated record. Gene Ontology annotation, biological process: defense response. NCBI's taxonomy places the organism in Eukaryota, Viridiplantae, Streptophyta, Magnoliopsida, Poales, Poaceae.